UUUUGGUACGAACCGAGCUGCGCCGACGACUUUUCUGCAAGGGAGCUGGUGUGUUUGUCGAUGCAGGAGUAGAAGACAACACGCCACCGAAAUCGUCACCAAGCUGCCACCGAUUGAGAGCUACACCACCCAGCGUUCACGAGCUCCAUGGACGACUUCUUUUUCAGCGAGAAGGAAGCGGAGGGAUGCUUUGACGGCGAAAUGAGUGCUUCCGACUUGGAAAAACUCGAAGUGGAAGAAGACAUGCCCGAGGUACCGCGGGCGAACAUGCUACUUCGUACAGGGCUCAAGCAGCAGAAGCUGAGCGUGCUCGUGUCCAUUCCCAAGAUCCUCGCGGCCACCAAUUCGAAGGAAAACCUCUCCACGAUUCUCGAAGCGAUCAAGCAUACUUGGAAGAAGGGGGAGACGGACAAUGACGUGGAAGUUAUCAACGAAGUGUUCACGUGCAUCCAGAACUUGGCCAGCGUCACCGCUGAUGGCAAAAUCAUCACAUACCCGAUGACGUCGUUGUUUGAAGAGUUCGAUGCGUCGUUGCGGCAAUACAACGAUGAGAAGGUGACUGCUGUCUUCUUGUUGACGGAAGACCAAGUAACCAAGCAAUUGCUGCCACUUGUGCUCGAAUUUGUGCAUGAACUGCAGCUCAAAGACCAUGCGGAGGUUGCGAGUCAUUGCGUGGCUGCCAUGAUUCCACGCCUGUCGGGGUCGCUGAAAAAGACUCAAAUCAUUCGUAUCGGCAUCGAAAAAGGCGACGUGUCCCAAGGCGCGGGGUCCCGGCUGAUCUGCUGUCUCAUCCUUGGCGUCCUCACAGCAUCCACUCUCCUGUCGGAACAAGAUAUUGAUGGGCUUUUCUUCCAAAAGAUGAUGGCGCUGUGUCAGGACACUGAUGCUGAAGUCCGAAGGUGUAUGUGCAUGCAGCUGGACGCUCUGGCUCGGGCAAUCGGGCAACACAAAGCCAGUGCCGAGUUGCUCCCCGAGUUGCUGGAAUUGCUUCAAGACGAAGAGGAACAAGUGAAAGUUAUGGCAUUUCGUACAUUGCUGUCGUUGUACGAUUACUUUCCUGCGCGUGACCGCCGCGACGUGAUUCUCCCAGUGCUGUCUGAGAUCUUGGAGCACCCGCCGUGCUAUUUAAUUUUGCCCCUUGCGACGCAAUUUGGUCGCCUCGUCUUCAAGCUGUUCUCGCUCGGAGAUUUUACCACCGAUCACACUGCAACCUUCCAAGCGUGCUACACAUCACUGAGUCGCAACGACUGUCCCGGCGUUCGACUCGAAUGCGCGCGAAACUUUCCUGCUGUUGUCCAAGCGUUUGGCCCAGCCCAGUACUCUCCCCACCUCGAUGACCUCCUCCAAGUGUUCCUCCAAGAUUCGUCCGAGCCAGUUCGUCAAAGUGUAGUGUCCGGCCUACACGAAAUCGCGACUCUUCUCGGUCCGCAGCGCGCCCAGCGUUACCUCAAGGCCACGUCUCUAUCUGUCUUCAAGGACGAGUCGCCAACAGUCCAAGGCCACCUCAUCGCUUGCCUUCCUUCCCUCGUUCCGACGAUUUGCACAGGUGUCGACGACGACUCCAAGAGUUCGUAUAUUGACGCCGUCUUGAAAGCGAUUUUACACCAUCACACGAUCAUCGCACCGGGGCGGUGGCGGGAGCAACUGGCUGUCGUCGAGUCGCUGCAGCAAUUUCCCUCGUUCGUAUCGUCCACACAGCUCUUUGAACGCGUGUGCCCAUUGCUCUUUGAGCUGAUGAAUGCGGGAGCUCGACCAGUUCAAGUCGAAGCGGCCCGAGUCCUUGUGGCUGUGAAUCGUGAGAACAAAAUCACUGCAAACCGUGUCAACGUCCUCCUGCGAUUGAGAAAAGAGUAUGCUCUCGGCAAGAACUUUUGGCAGCGCACUCUGUAUUUGGACGCGUGCAACUUUGCGUGCGACUAUUACAGCCACCACUACUUUCGGUGCAACUACCUCGAUCCAGCGAUCGAUUUACUCGAGGACCCGGUGCCGAACGUUCGGCUGAAAGCGUUUGCACUUUUGCCCAAGUGGAAGCCCGUGCUGAAUGUGCUAAACACGGGCGACGAUAAGGUCAUUGGGCGCAUUCGAAGCUUGUUGGAGGCAACCCACGAGCCCGAUCGAGACGUGCUUUACACGGUGCACGACGUGCGAGAAGCGUGGUUUCACGACAAAGAGGAUAAAGCACUGCAGGACCUGGCGAUGGACAAACAGAAGGCAGCGAUGGAGGAGGCAGCGAGUUUGAACGGCGACCAUGAAAUGUACUCGUCCGAGGCCAAGUGGAGCGAAAUGCUAGAGUAUACGUUGAUUGUGGGCAAAGAUGGACAAGUCGUCCGUCGCGCACGUGUGAAAUCCAUCGACAUUGUCAACAAACUUCGCCAACAAACCAAGGACAUGACGUCUGCGCGAGGGACCGCGUCAAGUGCCAGUAGUGGCGGCAACCUCCGCUCCACGACCAAUGCCGCCAUGGCGAAAGCUGCGGCAGAAAAACCCACAACCAAGCUCCCCACAACGUCCCCGUCUUCCAUGAAGCAACAACCUGCGCCACUGUCAACUUUGCCAACAUGCACACCAGGGUUCUCUCAGCUGAAUGCGUCAGCAGCUGCGAAGAUGCCAAGCGCAAGUGGGUCGUUGUCGGCUCGAGAGGGCAAGGGUGCAAACCCCACGACAAACGCGACCUCACUCAAGCAGCUGGCGGAUGCCAAGGCCGCGAUCCGACUCAACCCGACAAAGGCCGCGGUGGCGCCUGGAAGUAGUUGUGGGGGGCGUCCUGCAAAGGACAAAAAGGAAGAGACAACUCUGACUAAGAUCCCUAACAUUCCCGUGCCGACGCGACCCGCCGCAGCGCCACCGGCGAAGCGUGUGCAGAGUCCAUCCACAACAAAAUCCACAGCGUUGAACUCGACAAAUGGCAGUCGAACGGCGUCGGGAUCUGCAUCUGUGUCAACGGCAAAUGUCAAGGUCACACCACUGGCCAAGCGCUGACCAGUUGAGCUGUCGUUACUAGGGCUGAACAUAACACCUUCUCCUUUCACGCAUCUUUCAUCACCGCCAUCGCCAGUCUUACUCGGUGCCAUCGCCGCGAGCCUUUGUCGGGUUUCUUC
Messenger RNA from Aphanomyces invadans, 3098 nucleotides. RefSeq lists its product as hypothetical. The transcript is spliced from 12 exons. Lineage: Eukaryota; Oomycota; Saprolegniomycetes; Saprolegniales; Verrucalvaceae. The record is from RefSeq and is a predicted model, not a curated record. The coding region runs from base 148 to 2979 and encodes 943 amino acids.